AUGAUGAAUUCAAUCCUUGGUGAUUUCCUCGACAAGUUUGCCCUGGUUUACCUGACGACAUCUCAGCCUUCAGCCGUACCAAAGAAGACCAUUUCAAGCAUGUUCGAUUGGUGCUGGAUCGUUUGCGAGCCCAUAAGCUAUACGCCAAUCUCAAGAAGUGCGAGUUCAACAAGAUUUAAUUGGAGUUUGUCGGCUUCCCGCGAGUGCUCAAGGUAUCCUUAUUAUCCAAGUCCAAGGUCAAGGCGAUCUAAGAGGCCCAUUCCCACCAAUGUUCAAGAGGUGCGGCAGUUUAUCGGUUUGAAGCGUCUCAUUAUAGGCGAUCUAUUCGUGGCUUCUCAACGAUUGCUGCACCACUCACGGACUUGA
Lichtheimia ornata is the source of this 366-nucleotide messenger RNA. RefSeq lists its product as uncharacterized. The record is from RefSeq and is a predicted model, not a curated record. NCBI's taxonomy places the organism in Eukaryota, Fungi, Mucoromycota, Mucoromycetes, Mucorales, Lichtheimiaceae. The coding region runs from base 1 to 366 and encodes 121 amino acids. The transcript has a single exon.